GGGAAAGAGACAGAGGAGCUUUUAUUUACUUGGGUGAGUUGAGGUGGUGAAGGGAGAGGACGAUGGCUUUUGGUUUGUUCCAAAAAUCCCCUUUCUCCUUGUUCUUCGCGAUCUCACAGCCCAAAUUUCAGUGCUAGAGAAAAGAAGGGGAAUAGGAAUGUGCAGCGGAUGAGAUGGGAGGAGAAGAAGAUUCUGUUCCUCCGUUUUGUUGUUAGAUCUCAGUGCGAUUUGUUCUUGCAACGGAAGAAAAAGAGAAGAAAAGAAAUUAGAUCUUUUCUGGGUUUUAUUUUCCCCUUUAUUUUUCUUUUUAUUAGAAUUCGUCGCCUGUUUUUUUUUUUAUUUUUUUUAUUUGAGAGAGAUCGAUCGAUCGAUCUGUCUGCGUGAAGAGGGGGAGGUUUGUGGUUGGUGAAUUGUGGUGGUUUUGGAUUAGAAAAGAUGAGAUUUUGGAGACCGGAAGAGUCGAUUCCGAUGAGUUCGAUCGAUUAGGAAGGAGAGAGAGAGAAGAGAUGAGGGCAGGGCUGAGCACGAUCCAGCAGACGUUGACGCCGGAGGCUUCGAGGGUGCUGACGGAAUCCAUUGCUGAGGCGGCGCGGCGGUGCCACGGGCAGACGACGCCGCUCCACGUCGCGGCGACCCUCCUGGCCGCCCCCGCCGGCCUUCUCCGCCAGGCAUGCAUCCGCUCGCACCCGCAGUCGUCCCACCCCCUUCAGUGCCGCGCCCUCGAGCUCUGUUUUUCUGUUGCCCUAGACCGCCUCCCAGCCGCCAAUCCUGGCCAUGCCGCCGAGCCUCCCAUCUCGAACGCGCUCAUGGCGGCCCUCAAGCGCGCCCAGGCAAACCAGCGCCGCGGGUGCCCCGAGCAGCAGCAACAGCCACUCCUCGCCGUCAAGGUCGAGCUGGAGCAGCUUCUGAUGUCGAUGCUCGACGACCCCUCAGUCAGCCGUGUGAUGCGCGAGGCCAGCUUCUCCUCCACUGCUGUCAAGGCCGUCGUCGAGCAAUCCCUCUCCUCCCCUUCUUCCUCCGCCGCCACCACAGCUGGACCCGAGCCGGCGGUUAUUUCUCUCGCCGCUGCCUCUCUCGCUCCCUCCACAUCUCUUCUUCCCAUUCUAACCAAUCGCGCCGCCGCCCCCGGCAACCUCUACCUCAAUCCCCGCCUCCAUCAGCACCAGAGUAGCAACGGCGAUGCCGCCCCGAUCGCUGCCGGAGGCGUCGCUGAUCAUCCGCGAGCCGAGGAAGUGAAGCGCGUCCUAGACAUCCUCUCGAGAUCCAGAAAGCGAAACCCCAUCCUCGUCGGAGACUGCAAUCUCGACUCCGUGAUACGAGAUGUGCUCCAGAGAAUUCAAUCAACGGACGCCUCAUCGCCGCUGCAGAACGCCCAAAUCAUCCCCUUUGCAAAGAAUCUCGCCGCAGCCGUCCCCGCCCCCGACCAUUCCCAAAUCACCACCAAGAUCAGGGAGCUCGGCAGAUCGAUCGAGUCCACGAUCAGCAGCGGCGACAGAGGCGUGAUCGUUGAUCUAGGAGACCUCAAAUGGCUCGUGGAGACCCCCAGCGGCGGCUCAAUCCAACUACAAAAGCCAACCAUCUCCGAGGCUGGCCGAGUGGCGGUGGAGGAGAUGGGAAAGCUUCGGAAGCAGUUCGAAGACGGCGGCAGUCUAUGGUUCAUCGGCGCCGCAACUUCAGCGACGUUCAUCCGGUGUCAGGUGUACCAUCCUACGAUGGAGAACGACUGGGAUCUUCAAGCCGUGCCAAUCGCAUCGAGGCCAUCCCUCCCCGCCAUGUUCCCGAGGUUCGGGGGAAUUGGCAUCAGUGGCAACUCUGUAGAUGGCCUGACCACUGCAGUUCCCCUUAGACGAGCACCGGAGAGCACUGAUCCCUCUUCUGGAAGAACGACCCUUUGCCCUCUGUGCACGGAGGGCUACGAGCGCGAACUGGCCAAGCUCGUCGCCAAGGAAUUCGAGAAGUACUCUGCGAAGCCGAACGAGGGCGAGGGAUUGCCGCAGUGGUUGCAGGUUGCCAAGCUUAGCAGUGCCGGCAACGCCAUGGCCUCCGCUGCUCCUCUUCAGUGCAAGGAGGAGGAACUGCUCUGGAAGAAGAGCACCGAAGAGCUUCUGCGGAGAUGGAGCGAGACUUGCUCCGGACUUCAUCAGAAUCACCGUCAAUCGCCCAUUGGCUCCAAGAUUUUCUUGUCUUCAUCACUGUCCAAGCCGCCUUUCAGUGUUCUGAGACGGAAUCCAUCAACGGAGCCCAAGUCUACCUCUUGCCGAACCCUGCGAGAAGUUAGUCCCCCUGGCAGCCCAGUGAAGACCGAUCUCGUCCUCGGGAGCUCGGUUGUUUCCGAUCGUUCCACGGAGAAGACGCACAGGGAGCGACUCAAGGAUUUCAACGGGUGCGCGCCGGACGCGUUCCCCGGUCAGCAGAGGGCUAGAGUCGCUGCCAUUUCCGACAUGGACAUGUUCAAGAGGCUGCUCAAGGGGCUCACGGAGAGAGUCAGUUGGCAGCCGGAAGCAGCUUCCGCCGUCGCCAACGCCGUCAUGCGAUGCAAAUCCGGCGACGGAAAGAAGCGGGGAGGUGCCACUAAAGGCGACGCUUGGCUGCUUCUCCUCGGGCCCGACAAGGUCGGCAAGAAGAAGAUCGCCAGCACUCUGUCCGAGGUAGUUUUCGGUGCUGGUCCUGCGGUCAUUAACUUCGACAAUGGCGAAGAGUCGAAUUUAAGUCACCGAGGGAGAACGCUGAUGGACCGAACUGUGGAAGCCGUGCGGCGGAACCCUUUCGCCAUGGUCGUACUUGAGAACCUAGAUCAAGCAGACAUCAUGACGCAGAGUAAGAUUAAGCAAGCGAUCGCGAGGGGCCGUCUCCUCGAUUCGAAUGGCCGGGAGGUCAGUCUAGGGAGCAUCAUCUUCGUCCUCACUGCGGAUUGGCUGCCGGAAGAGCUGAAGAGCUCAUAUCACUCCUUUAUCCAGUACGAGCAGAGCAUACUCGAUUUAGCUUAUGGUGGAACAGAGUUGGAGCUUACGACCGGGGAUCGGCCAUGGAAACGCCAUCCAAACUGGGUUUGUGACAGUGACCAACCGAUGAAGCUGAGGAAGGAGUCUUCUGCCCUUUCGCUCGAUCUGAACUUAUCAGUCGGAGUCGACGCCGCCGCCGCCUCCUCGGCAGGGGAAGGGUCAAGGAACUCCAGCGACGUCACCACUGAGCAUGAGUACGAUAAGGGCAGGCUCGCCGUCAACAACCCGCCGUCGUCCUUGCCGCCGGAACUCAUGGAGCUAGUCGAUGAAGCUGUGACAUUCAAGCCGUUCGACUUCACUCAGCUCCGAAGUCGCGUUCGCGAGGCCGUGUCGGUGAAAUUCACAACGAUCAUGGGCCAGGGACGGGCGAUGAGGAUCGACGACGACGCACUCGACCGAAUCGUCGGCGGUCUGUGGCUGAGUGGUGCGGCUAUCGACGAAUGGACCGAGAGGGUGUUGGCUCCUAGCUUGAAACAACUAAGAGACAACUUGAAGGCCGCCGCCGCCGACGGCGCAGGCCUCCUCAUCAUCCGGCUAUCGACCGUAAAGAGGAACCAAAUGCCGAGAAGUAGAACCGACGACUGGUUGCCAACGACCGUAUCCAUCGCGAUCGACGGCAAUCACGACAGUUAAAUCAGUUAGAAACCGCCUUUUUUUAAGCAAUUUGGCCGUGAUAUGGUUGCAAUGAAUGAUGAUGAAGCUCUAGCUUUGUCUCAGGGCUUCAUCAAUGCUUCAGCUUGCGAGUGGGUUAUGUUGUUUCUGUCGGCUUACAGUUGGAUUGCUGGCGACACCACAGCCACUGGAACCGGUCACUGCUUUGUGUUGUGGAUAAGGAUGGAAGUGAAAUCAAUUCGCUAAAAAACAGAGGAAGAAGGGGCAGGAAGAUGUUCAUUAGGGCCUUUACCAGGGCAGACCCUGGGGAGGUGCCCUGACUUGACGUUUCUUGGCACUGACUCCGAGCAGAAGAAGAAGGGUGUCAGAGGAUCCAUCUGCCUUUUAGCAUCUAUCUAAUCAAUUGGCCUUUGGAAAUGAAUAAAAUUCGACAGUUGACCAGAAACACCUUCUUUGAAAUUCAACAUCAUAUGAUA
Molecule: messenger RNA, 4090 nt
Organism: Zingiber officinale
Lineage: Eukaryota; Viridiplantae; Streptophyta; Magnoliopsida; Zingiberales; Zingiberaceae
Product: protein SMAX1-like
Exons: 4
Coding region: 507-3635 (1042 amino acids)
Source: RefSeq, a predicted model, not a curated record